Messenger RNA from Myotis brandtii (Brandt's bat), 1864 nucleotides. RefSeq names its product V-set and transmembrane domain containing 5 (gene VSTM5). The transcript has 4 exons. Lineage: Eukaryota; Metazoa; Chordata; Mammalia; Chiroptera; Vespertilionidae. Gene Ontology annotation, biological process: filopodium assembly; positive regulation of excitatory synapse assembly. The record is from RefSeq and is a predicted model, not a curated record. Bases 1 to 621 code for a protein of 206 amino acids. Gene Ontology annotation, cellular component: dendrite; axon; plasma membrane.
AUGAUGCAGAUUGUCACUAGUUCUAAAUAUGGUUCUUCAGAUCUUACAGUAAUCACUGUUCCAAAUGCUCCUAUUUGUGUUGCCCCACAUCUAGCACUCCAUCCUGCAGGUCAGGGCGUGUCACUGUACAUUCCCCAGUCUGCCAUCAAUGCCACGGUGGAGGAAGACAUCCUGCUCUCCGUGGAAUACUCCUGCCAUGGCAUCCCCACCAUCGAAUGGAAGUAUACAUCCACCUGGGGGGUGCAGAGGAUCGUGGAGUGGAAGCCAGGGACUCAGGCCAACAUCUCCCAGAGCCACAAGGAUAGAGUCUGCACCUUUGACAAUGGCUCCAUCCAGCUGUUCAGUGUGGGCGUGAGGGAUUCCGGCUACUAUGUCAUCACGGUGACCGAGCGCCUGGGGAGCAGCCAGUUUGGCACCAUCGUGCUGCAUGUGUCAGAGAUCCUCUACGAAGACCUCCACUUUGUCGCUGUCUUCCUUGCUUUUCUCGCUGCUGUGGCCGCAGUGUUAAUUAGCCUCAUGUGGGUUUGCAAUAAAUGUGCAUAUAAAUUCCAGAGGAAGAGAAGACACAAGCUCAAAGAGAGCACAACUGAGGAGAUUGAGCUACAGGAUGUUGAGUGUUAGCCAAAGCUGAGCCCAAUGACAUUCCUACCUCAAGAGGAAAACUAUUUUCCAGUGGAAGGAGCAAACAUACCGAUCCAUGCUAAGAGCCUCCUGUUGUCCUGCCACAGCCGCCCAUUCCUGAUGGGCCUGCCGGCCGUGGACAGAGUGGACUGCAUGGAGUUGAGGACUCUGGAUUGGACCAAGUCAGUUCUUGCACGUGCAUGAAAGUCAAGGAGAAGAGUGCUUUGCGUGGCUGCAGCCCAGAGCUGUGCUAAUCCGCGGGCAAUGGCGUAGGGCAGGCACUGGCUGCUUGCUCACUGUGCUCUGCUCGGCCCAGAAUAUAGCCAUUGGAGGCGUCCCCCUGCUGGAGGCCAGAGUACUCGAGGUCAGGUGUGCAGCCAGCAGGCUGUCUGUGCUCCUGCCUGCUCUGCCCUCCAGUCCAACCCUCUGCUGUGGGGCUGUUGUGAGAAAACGUGAGGCAUUUAGACCAUCUGCUGCCCAAGACAGAGGUCGGACAAGACCAAAGGGUGCUGCUGUGCUUUAGGGAGUUGCUCAGAGAAGGGCGAGCACCCCCAUGGCCUGGAACUUCAGGGAAGAGAGUUUAAUUUGUUCUUGAGGGACCAGCAUUGAGAACAAGGAAACAGAAAAUUAUCUUUCUUUUCCUGUCUUGGUCCAACGUUAAUGAAUUUUCCCUCCUGUGGCCCCAGCUUCAGCCGGUGUGAGGAGCACAGUUUUCACCGUGGGCAGCAUCUGGCCUGCAGGGGCCUCCUUGCCCGGCUGUGUGAAAGCUGGGCCUGCGUAACGGGUGGUACAAUAGGAAGUCAGCAUGAGGAUUCUUCAGUGAUCUGAAAGCAACCAGCACUAUACUGAGUACUGGAAACUGAUGAAAUGCUCUGGAGUGUUGGGCUCCCUGUGAAAUUAGGGGCUGGAUCUCAGCUGGCUUUGGCCUUAUUCUCUCAAGUGUUGGUGAGCAUGUUUACCUGAAAGUUUCUCCACCCCCACUUCCAUUUGGCAAGCUCUAAAUCAUGACUGCAUUUAUUUUCCAUUAUCUUUUCUCUCCAGUAUUCUUAGCUACAGACCAAAGGUGCCAUCUCAAUUAUUGGUGGAGGCUGAAGCUAUUAGCUGAGUCCCCAGUCUUUAGCUGCAAAUUCGCCCAUGCAAAGCAGAGUAAGAAUAUUCCCUUCUGCCUGGCUGGUGCAGCCCAGUUGGUUGAGCAUUGUCCCAUGCACCAAGGGAUCACUAGUUCAAUUUCCAGUUGGGGCAC